Messenger RNA from Ficedula albicollis (Collared flycatcher), 2132 nucleotides. RefSeq names its product angiopoietin like 1 (gene ANGPTL1). The coding region runs from base 382 to 1860 and encodes 492 amino acids. Lineage: Eukaryota; Metazoa; Chordata; Aves; Passeriformes; Muscicapidae. The transcript is spliced from 5 exons. Gene Ontology annotation, biological process: cell surface receptor protein tyrosine kinase signaling pathway. The record is from RefSeq and is a predicted model, not a curated record.
AAAGUGAUGUAUAUGGAAUCUGGGUCAGCUGUAGCUGGUUAGAGCACUUCUGCAUGUGAGAAUUAAACACUGCAGUUUCAAAAAACAUUUCUCUUUCUCUCCUGGAACAACACAUACUGGAGCAUUACUUUUUUUCUUUUUUUUAAACUGAUUAGUUAGCUUGGUUAUCGUAUGGAGAAACGCAAUUCCUCAAUACAGCUUGGAUCUAAUAGAGAAAGACAAAAGCAGUUUUCAGCUCCAGCUGCAGAUUAACACUCCACACCAUCGGGUAAUUUAGGAAGCAAAAGCAACUUGGCCUCUGGAUUUUCCAUCUGCCACAGAAGCAAACCAGCUGGAAGACUUUAUUUCUUGGCUCCUGACAGUCAUCACACUAGCUUUAAAAUGAAGCUAUUGAAGUGGACUUUGGGUGUCCUGCUGUUCCUGCUGCUGUCUAUCGGGCGCUGUACGGAACAAUCCACGCCGGGCAAGACGCCCCAGCAGAGGCAGCCUCGUUCAGCAGACGGGGGAGAGGAAGGGAAGAAAUGUGGUUACACCUUCCUGGUCCCAGAACAAAAAAUCACAGGGCCGAUCUGCGUGAACACGAAUGGCCCGAGCACUGGGAACAGGAAAGAUGAAGUCACCAGGAUGGACAUCGAGAACCUGAAGGAUGUGCUGUCCAAGCAGAAGCGGGAGAUCGACAUUUUGCAGUUGGUGGUGGAUGUGGACGGGAACAUUGUGAACGAAGUCAAACUGCUGAGGAAAGAAAGCCGGAACAUGAACUCGCGCGUGACCCAACUGUACAUGCAACUCCUGCACGAGAUAAUUCGGAAACGCGACAACUCGCUCGAGCUUUCCCAGCUGGAAAACAAAGUCCUUAACGUUACAACAGAAAUGCUGAAGAUGGCAACAAAAUACAAGGAGCUUGAGGCAAAGUACGCAGCGCUAACCGACCUGGUAAACAACCAGUCGGUGACUAUCUCGCUGCUGGAGGAGCAGUGCCUGAGGAUCUUCUCGCGCCAGGACCCGCACGGGUCCCCGCCCCUGGUGCAGGUGGUGCCGCAGCACAUCCCCAACAGCCAGUCCUACACCCCCGUCCUGCUGGGAGGCAACGAGAUCCAGCGGGACCCAGGCUACCCCCGGGACAGAGACGUACGGCCACCACCUGACCCCGCCACCUCUCCUACCAAGAGUCCUUUCAGACUACCACCUCUGGCUUUGAUUAACGAGGGUCCAUUCAAAGACUGCCAACAUGCCAGGGAAGCUGGGCACACCAACAGUGGCAUCUACAUGAUCAAACCCAAAAACAGCAACGAGCCGAUGCAACUCUGGUGUGAGAACAGCCUGGACCCCGGAGGAUGGGCAGUUAUCCAGAAGAGGACAGAUGGAUCUGUCAACUUUUUCAGGAACUGGGACAGUUACAAGAAAGGAUUUGGGAACAUUGAUGGAGAGUACUGGCUGGGACUGGAAAACACGUACAUGCUCACCAAUCAGGAUAAUUACAGACUCUUGAUUGAGCUGGAGGACUGGAGCAACAAGAAGGUCUACGCAGAGUACAGCAGCUUCCGCCUGGAGCCCGAGAGUGAAUUCUACCGGCUGCGCCUGGGCACGUACCAGGGCAACGCUGGAGACUCCAUGAUAUGGCACAAUGGAAAGCAAUUCACAACACUGGACAGGGACAGGGACAUGUAUUCAGGAAACUGUGCUCAUUUCCACAAGGGCGGCUGGUGGUACAACGCGUGUGCCCACUCCAACCUCAACGGGGUCUGGUACCGAGGGGGCCACUACAGGAGCAAGUACCAGGAUGGAAUAUUUUGGGCUGAGUACCGGGGGGGUUCCUACUCCUUGAAAGCAGUUCAGAUGAUGAUCAGACCUAUAGACUGAGGAGGAAAAUCCCACAGUGCUCCCACAGAAAAUUCUCAGUGUUUGAGCUCCAGAAAAAUAAAAUAUUACUUUUUAAUCAUUAUUUUGCACAAUUUGCCCCUGCAAAAAGCAGGUCUCCAGUUUUCCAGUCUUCUUUCCCUUGUCAUGUUCCCCUCUCCUUUAUUAGGAUCCUUCUCUACUGUGACAGACAGUUGUUUUUUUUAAACACACAUUCACAAAAGCAGAUGUUUGUGCUUGCAAAGCAUAUUUAUCUUUUUUCCAAGAUCAACAUG